Messenger RNA from Daphnia pulicaria, 2157 nucleotides. RefSeq names its product aromatic-L-amino-acid decarboxylase-like. The record is from RefSeq and is a predicted model, not a curated record. NCBI's taxonomy places the organism in Eukaryota, Metazoa, Arthropoda, Branchiopoda, Diplostraca, Daphniidae. Bases 129 to 1577 code for a protein of 482 amino acids. The transcript has 11 exons. Gene Ontology annotation, molecular function: aromatic-L-amino-acid decarboxylase activity; pyridoxal phosphate binding. Gene Ontology annotation, biological process: catecholamine metabolic process; amino acid metabolic process; serotonin biosynthetic process.
UGGCAUAUCCGCAUAUCGCCAUCACUAAGCUCGGCACUUUCUCCCUUUCACGACAACAUCGUCUCGGGCCUGUAUCUAUUCGAAUUUGAAAUCAAUUACUAGUUGUUUUUUUGUUGUUUACUUGAAAAAUGGAUGCGCAACAGUUUCGCUCCGCUGCUCACGAGAUGAUUGACUUCAUCAUCGACUAUCUGGAAAAUAUCCGCAGCAGGCGUGUCCUACCGACGGUCCAACCCGGCUACAUUCGGGAUAUGAUACCCGCAACCGCACCAGAACAAGGGGAGCCAUGGCAAGCAAUUUUCCAAGAUGUUGAACGAGUUAUUAUGCCUGGGGUAACUCACUGGCACUCUCCUCAUUUCCACGCCUAUUAUCCUACUGGCAAUUCUUGGCCGGCUAUUUUAGCUGAUAUUUUGAGUGACGCUAUUGGUUGCCUUGGCUUUUCUUGGAUUGCGGGUCCUGCUUGUACUGACCUAGAAGUUGUCAUGAUGGACUGGUUGGGACAACUACUCGGUAUUCCUUCUCAAUUUCUCGCCUGUUCGGGAGGGACCGGAGGCGGCGUGAUUCAAGGAACGGCUAGUGAGGCAACCCUUGUGGCUCUCUUGGCAGCAAAAGCGAAGGCCAUCAAUUGUUUGAAAGCAAUGGAUCCAGAAGUCGAUGAAAGCCAAAUUGUCGGUCGAUUGCUUGCUUACUCUUCAGAUCAAUCGCAUUCUUCGGUGGAAAGAGCUGGAAUUCUGGCCGGCGUUCGGGUUCGUCUUCUUCAGAGCGACGAACUUUUCCGUCUGCGAGGAGAAACUCUGAAAUUGGCAAUGGAAGAAGAUAGAGCUAAAGGAUUAAUCCCGUUCUUUGUUACGGCAACUUUGGGUACAACACCUUCUUGCGCUUUCGACGACCUGUCCGAGAUCGGCCCAGUCUGUCAUCAGUUUGAAAACAUUUGGCUACACGUUGAUGCCGCCUAUGCUGGCUCAGCUUUCAUUUGCGAUGAAUACCGCCACCAUUUGAAUGGUUUAGAGUUGGCCGAUUCGUUUAACUUCAACCCGCACAAAUGGCUUUUAGUCAAUUUUGACUGCUCUGCUAUGUGGUUGAAAAAUGCAAAUGAUGUGGUAGACCCUUUUAAAAUCGAUCCUCUCUACUUGAAAAGUGAUCGACAGGGACAAUCACCGGAUUACCGGCAUUGGCAAAUUCCCUUCGGGAGGCGAUUUCGUUCACUGAAACUCUGGUUUGUGAUGCGUACUUACGGCGCAGAGGGACUGCGAGCUCACAUUCGCCGUCAGGUCAAACUGGCCUGUGAAUUCCACCAACUGGUGGUCAACGACGAUCGCUUUGAGGUUCCAGUUCCUCCUGCCUUGGGUCUUGUUUGCUUCCGGAUGAAGGGAGAAAAUAGUUUGAACGAAACAUUACUAAAAAUAAUCAACGAUGCGGGAAGGAUACACAUGGUGCCGGCUAAGCUUCGUGGACAAUUCGUUCUUCGAAUGGCUGUUUGUUCUCGUUACACCGAAUCACGCGACAUAGUUUUUGCUUGGCAGGAACUUAAAAGUCACGCCGAUGCUCUCACGGGUCAGCAGCAACUGUUGAAAAACUGAACUUAAUCUGUUUAAGAUUGUUGGAAUAGGAGCAGUCAUUUAUCAAAUCUUUCUGGCAGCAUAAAACACAAGUGAAUAGAUAGAAUAAGUUUGUUAAGAUUACUUCAUCCAGAUGAUUGUAUUUAGAUCAACACUCGAAUGAAUAAUUCAACGACUGUUCAAAAUAGAAGGGAAUACAAUAGACUUGGCUAAAACGUCCGAAAUUGCCAGUUUUUUUUUAUCGAAAAAAAAUUUGGACAAGAAUUGCCGAAUUGGUAAUUGUUCCAUGAUUGUUUUUGUAUAGAUGUUUUUCACUCGAGGCGGAGUCUACAGCUCUGGAUUUUUCGAGCAUUCGAAUUUUCGGAAUCAGAAUGGUAUUUUUUAUCUGGCAACGUUCACUUGUGAUGUCUUUCAUUCUUCAGUAUUAUUUUCGCGCUGUUUUCAGAGUAGAGGUAGUUAAAGAAAAUAGAAUCCAUUCAAUUAAUGUUACGAAGCACGCGUACAUUAUUUUGUUUUAUUUUUAUUUUUUAUCAUUGCAAACUUUUUAACGUUAAAAAAUGAUUUCUUCUCUUAUCAAUCGACAAUAUGGAAGUUCAACAGG